AUGGCUGAUAUUCUACAACGUGGGCGAGCUAGUCAUGAGUUAAUAGACAAACUAGAAGAUUAUGCGGAUUGGGUGAGGUUUAAUUGUUGUAUUAUUCGUGCGAAACAAUCGCUGUACUUGGCUUUAAUCAGGAAAACCCGGCGAUACUUGCCCCACUUCUCCCGAUUGUGCCUUGUUUCCACCUUCAUCGAAGAUGGCUUCCGCCUAACAACUCAAUGGUCCGAGCAAAUUGAUUACAUCAAGGCGGUUUGGCACUCUCCGGUAUUUCUGGCCGGACUGUUUAUCCUUAUAAACAUAAUCACACAAUUUGCUGGCAGUGGUCUAGUACUCAGUCGGUUCCAUGUUAAUAUUGGAGUUUUCAUCCUGAUGGCAACAGUUGUUCUGCAGACAAUCGGAUACCAUGUAUGGACUUACGUGUUCCUCAUACGUAAUCUGUCGCUCAUCGGGAGUUUACUCUUAUUACUGGCAGAGGCCCAACAGGAAGCCAGGAGUAUCCUGGCUGGUCUUCCUUCCUCCGGUGAUAAUGCACCCAGACAGUAUUUGCUGUUGGGUGGCCGUAUACUUAUUAUUCUCAUGUUUGUGACGUUAAUUCACCUUGGUGGAAGUAUCCUGUAUCUGCUACAAGUGAGUUGUGUCACAAUUGUUUACUGCGUAUCCGUUAAUGCACACCUUAUGCUUAUCACAAGGGAUCUUUUACUGUUUGCAAUGUCGGAGGUGAAAUCAUAA
Echinostoma caproni is the source of this 726-nucleotide messenger RNA. NCBI's taxonomy places the organism in Eukaryota, Metazoa, Platyhelminthes, Trematoda, Plagiorchiida, Echinostomatidae. The record is from the annotation of a GenBank genome assembly.